Messenger RNA from Nerophis lumbriciformis (worm pipefish), 684 nucleotides. Lineage: Eukaryota; Metazoa; Chordata; Actinopteri; Syngnathiformes; Syngnathidae. The record is from RefSeq and is a predicted model, not a curated record.
AUGACGGAAUAUAAAUUGGUUGUGGUGGGAGCUGGUGGCGUUGGCAAGAGCGCACUCACCAUUCAGCUCAUCCAGAAUCACUUUGUGGAUGAAUAUGACCCCACCAUUGAGGACUCUUACAGAAAGCAAGUGGUGAUUGACGGGGAGACGUGCUUGCUGGACAUCCUUGACACUGCAGGUCAGGAAGAGUACAGCGCCAUGAGAGAUCAGUAUAUGAGGACAGGGGAGGGCUUCCUCUGUGUCUUUGCCAUCAAUAACACGAAGUCUUUUGAGGACAUUCACCACUACAGAGAGCAGAUAAAAAGGGUGAAGGACUCCGAGGAUGUCCCCAUGGUGCUGGUGGGCAACAAGUGUGACCUCCCGUCCAGGACAGUGGACACCAAACAGGCUCAGGAUUUAGCUCGGAGCUACGGCAUUCCCUUUAUAGAGACCUCAGCCAAAACCAGACAGAGAGUGGAAGAUGCCUUUUACACUCUGGUUCGGGAGAUCAGGCAGUACCGCGUCAAUAAGCUCAGCAAGGAAGAAAAGACGCCGCGCUGUGUCAAGCUUAAAAAGUGUGUUGUGAUGGGAGUCGACGAUGCCUUUUACACGUUAGUACGAGAAAUUCGCAAGCAUAAGGAGAAGAUGAGCAAGGAGGGCAAAAAGAAGAAAAAGAAGUCCAAGACAAAGUGCACACUCAUGUGA